AUGCCCCGUUUCAACAAGCAUACCCCGGGCCCUAGGGCCUCAAACCCUUACCCUCUCCGUUCUCGGAUGAGUCUCUCUGAGCCGUCCGGUCCCUUGAAUAGACGUCAAGAGCUGGGUUCGCCUAUCCAAUUGGACUCUCGAGAGUCUUCUCGGCCUCCGAUUCUGAAUGCGUCGCCGAUCGCGCCGCCUUCCUCGGUCCGAGCCCAUUCAUCUGGCUUCCCCAUCGAGAUUGAUUCUCAAGGGUCUGCCCCAUCUCCGCUGGCCGAUCCGCGCACGAUCACGCGGCCGGUUUCUCCCAAGGCCACCCGAGCCUCUAGAUCUGAUCGGGUGCCUCCAGGAUUGGUGGGGCUCCAUCCUCAAGAUCGAGGUACCGCCUUGCCGCCCUACCAACACUGUCCAACCCCGCUCCUGGACCCGACUCCGAUGUUUCAGCCGCAGGUUACGCCCGAGUGGCGUCGUCCGGCUUCAAACAGCCGAGGUUCCUCGGGUUCUCCGGUGGCUCGUCGUCCUUUCGAGGUCGCCGAAUCGUUGUUGAACCAUUUAUCGUCGGUAGGUUGUUUCUUCUUCUAUUCACCAUCUACUUCGACCUCAGCCUCUCAAGAAGAGUCUGCAGUCUCAGCUGAAGACUCUUUCGAGUCUUCUUCCAGCCAGCACACCGCCUCCAGUAACCAAUCCUAUCCGUUUGCGCGUCAGCCCCGUGUCGCCUCGCCCGAUCCUCCUGGGUUCUACGAUGUCGACGAGUUUCAUCUCCUGAGGGAUCAUCAGAUCGACUCCCUCCUUAGUCGUCGAGCGGAUCCGGCUAGGUUUGAUCGCGUCCUUCGUGUCCUCGCGAUCAAGCUCACCGGGCGACACUUCCGUCACUUGGAUUAA
Puccinia graminis f. sp. tritici CRL 75-36-700-3 is the source of this 870-nucleotide messenger RNA. RefSeq lists its product as uncharacterized. The transcript is spliced from 6 exons. The record is from RefSeq and is a predicted model, not a curated record. Lineage: Eukaryota; Fungi; Basidiomycota; Pucciniomycetes; Pucciniales; Pucciniaceae. The coding region runs from base 1 to 870 and encodes 289 amino acids.